GUGCUUCCUGGAAAGGAAGUGCUGCACAGGGUUACCGAGUUCAGAGGAAGUGUAGCGAUGCAGCGAGCUGAUGGAUCCUUCAAGGGCUGUGCUGCUAUCCAGUGCCUUGGGAGGCCUCAACUCAACACCUCUCACCUCACCGAUGCCUUUGGGUACUCCAUUUCUGGAGCCAGCUGCACCAGAAGAGCCCUGUGUGCUACAGGGGGGCUGCACUUCCAGGAGAUUGGGUCCCUCAGUGUGGGUCGUGCCAGGCAAACCCUUGCAGCAGUGUUAAAAAGUGUGGUGGAUCCUAGCAUUUGCAUAUAGCACACCAGGAGGAAAAAUACACUCAGUGCUGUGAAAUGUUCAGAUAAAAGGGCUAAGAGCAGAACACCGGUGCCACAGGAUGUUUCUAAAGAGGGAAAUGGGUCAAAAUGGAGUCGUUUCCCUACCGGAGCAAAGUCAGGAGAUUUCCCUGAGCCACCAAGCCUGCAGCCAGCCCCAUGCAGUUCUUGGUUUUGGCCAGGUUUGCUCCUGUGUUGGCUCCAUGAGUGGCAAGGAUGGAAAGAAAUGCUAGCAGUGCCCAUGCAAGUCUGCAUUGAGUUGCAAGCACAUGCUUCUCUCUAAGUGUAUUUUCUGUGCUGCAAUACAGAAAUUUUUCCCAAAUGAUGACUGCAUCUCAAGUGCCCUGAACUAUGUUCUGCUGCUGAGACUUGCUAGCUCUUCCUACCUGAGGCAGGAGAAACUCAACCAAAAGACCCACAGGCAACAAAAAGCAGUAAGCUGGGAACUGGGAAUUGCUGUUUUCCACAGCAGUGGGUUACUGUGGAUGGGUUCAUGCCUGUUUCUAGAUCUGCUCCUUAUUGCACAUGCAAGAAGGUAGCAGCUCCAAAGUUGUGUGCUCCUGUCUGUGGAUGGAGAGCCUGUUGGCAUGUGACCCUGGCUCACCCUGCUGGAUCUGGUGACAUGAGCAGAUCAGAAAGCAAAUGGUCCCUGCUUUGGCACUUCCUACUUCUGCAUUGUCACCUCCAGAGCCACUAGCAUGGGCUACUCCCUGAAGCACUGCUGUCCUAGGGGCUGACUGCACAUCUUUAGUCUUCUGAGGAUCAUACUAAGGAUAGAAAUAGUCCCAGAGAGCACAGACUGGAGGACAAAGAAGGGGAUCCCAAGCAGCUUCUCCUUGCUGCUGUCUGCAUGGGCUGAUCCACAGAUUCUUACAUUUACAGCACUUUGUCUGCCAGGGUUGAUAUUCCCUUAAGGGCCAGUGGAGACAUCCUAAUGAAUGUUUUAAAGUGCUAAGUGGCUUUGCUUUGUAGAAAAUACUGGUCCUACCCACUCCAAAUGUUCUAUGAUCCUGAGCUUUUCUUCUUAGAUGGGACUGGUGCUCCAGCGUGCUCACAUUAAGCACCUGCACAAGCAGUGUUUUUGUGGCACCUGCUGAGGGGACCCGUCCCCUGCCCGGGAUGCGCGUCAAUGCUGUCGGGGGCGGCAGGAGGGGGCGGCUGGGCUGUGGGGAGAUCUGUGGCUGCUUGGGAAUUUCCUCAGCUGCGUUGGGGUGACUGAGGUUGCCUAGGGCUGGACUGACCUCCUGCCUGCAUCGGGCUAGCAUGGAACACGGUGUCCCUGGACUUUCUGUGGCUCCCAGUGCCACCUCCUCCGCACUGUCCUCCUUUGAGGGUCCAAGUUUCACAGCCAGAGCUGGGGCUUUUCUUCCUUUCCAUCUCUGCUGUUUGUCUCAGAGAAAACCCAUCGUGUUGUUUUUCAACUGCCUGAAGGUGUUUUUUGGGGGUUUUUCAGGCUAUUUUGAAGCUCAUUUUUCCCAGAUGUGCUUUUUUUUUCUUCUUUUUCUUUUUUUUUUUUAAUUGGUUUUUUUAAAAAAAAAUUCUUCUGUAAAUUUUCUUCUUUGCCUUAAAGUUUCCGGCCACGUGACUUUCAGCUUACAUCCCUGAGGUUCUGAGAAACCACAGGAGGCUGAGACCUAAAGGGAAGGUGCAGAGGCUCUGAGAGGAGAGGCAGCGAAAGUGUUGGAGGGCAGGAGGACAGAGUGCUUCUGGGACGGGUGAGAGCAGGGAGCCAAGGGCCACACCAGAGGUGACAGAGGAGGACAGAGAAGAGGCAGAGAAGCAAGACAGAAAGCAAGAGCACAAAGGAAGCUGAAGAGACCCUGGGAGCCAGAAACAGCAGCUAUGCCCCACAGCUCCGACAGCAGUGAUUCCAGCAGCUUCAGCCAGUCUCCCCCUCCCAGCAAGCAGGACUCUUCUGAUGACAUGAGGAAAGUCCAAAGGAGGGAGAAGAAUCGCAUUGCUGCCCAGAAGAGCCGCCUGAGGCAGACCCAGAAAGCAGACACGCUGCACUUGGAGAGUGAAGACUUGGAGAGACAGAAUGCUGCCCUGCGCCGGGAGAUCAAGCAGCUAACAGAGGAAAUGAAGCACUUCACCUCGAUGCUGAGCUCCCACGAACCACUCUGCUCCAUCCUGACAUCCCCUCCACCGCCUCCAGAAGUGCUUUAUGCCACACACUCUUUUCACCAGCCCCACAUUAGCUCCCCACGCUUCCAGCACUGAGCCAGCCUGCAGGACAGCAGCCUGCCAGCUCCACUGAUGGAGAAGUAACUUUGUGGGGCUUGCUUUUCCAUCCAAGGGAAGGAAUUGGACAGAUAGACAUUCCUUCUUAAAGUAUGUAUUCUGAGUGAUUUGCCUAAGACUUGCUCCCUGUGCAGAAAUGGCAGAGCCACCAUGAGGUAUCUUUGGACAGUUUCCAGCUUGGAUUCUGGGAGGAAGAGGCAGUCACAAAAGAGCACCAACCCCCUUCUCUGGUCCUUGUUUGGGGAGACUCACAGGAGUGUGCAGCACGGCAACCUCCAUGAGAGCAGCUGGCUGUGGCACGCAACAGCCAGAGCUCCAGGAAAAGGACAGGGAGCAGGGGUGGAGGGGAAGGUUGGGGGCCACAGAGUGUCAGGGCAA
Prinia subflava (tawny-flanked prinia) is the source of this 2942-nucleotide messenger RNA. RefSeq names its product basic leucine zipper ATF-like transcription factor (gene BATF). The transcript has 3 exons. Bases 2166 to 2543 code for a protein of 125 amino acids. NCBI's taxonomy places the organism in Eukaryota, Metazoa, Chordata, Aves, Passeriformes, Cisticolidae. Gene Ontology annotation, cellular component: nucleus. Gene Ontology annotation, biological process: regulation of transcription by RNA polymerase II. The record is from RefSeq and is a predicted model, not a curated record. Gene Ontology annotation, molecular function: RNA polymerase II cis-regulatory region sequence-specific DNA binding; DNA-binding transcription factor activity, RNA polymerase II-specific.